AUGGAGAGGGUCCAAACUACGCCAAUACAAGCACAGAAUCAAUCGACUCCAGAUUGGUGCAAUCAGAAAAUCUUUCAACGCAACCGUCUCGCCCCUCGAUCCUACUAUCUUCCGGACACGGCGGUCUGUUUGAAUGGGAAAUGGGCUUUCAAUUACUCUCAAACUCCCCAGCAGGCGCCUGAUUGUAAAACAUUCAGCAGCCGAUCCCCUUUUGAGCCCGAAACACAGGAUGUCGCUUGGGCACCCAUCGAUGUUCCCGGCCAUUGGCAAUUGCAGGGUUAUGGCAGACCUCAUUAUACCAACAUUGUCUAUCCCUUUCCCGUCUGUCCACCUGACGCACCAACGGAGAAUCCCACUGGGACGUACUGUCGAGUCUUUAGCUUACCCUCCACGUUCAGCGAGGACAGCCAGCUGAGACUGAGGUUCGACGGCGUAGAUAGCGCCUUCUAUUUGUGGUUGAAUGGAGUGGAGGUCGGCUAUGCUCAAGGGAGUAGGAACCCAGCAGAAUUCGACAUCACGAAGCAUGUACGAAGAGGCAAGCCCAAUCAUAUUCUGGUCAAAGUUCUUCAAUGGUGCUCUGGAAGCUAUAUUGAGGAUCAAGAUCAAUGGUGGCUUUCCGGUAUCUUUCGCGAUGUUCACCUCAUAGCGCUUCCGGGCCGGGCGCGAAUCGAGGAUUUCUUUAUCAAGACGCAGCUUGACGAAAAGUACGAAGAUGCGGCACUGGACGUUGACAUCGACUUGGUUUUACAAGAUGAAUGCCUCCUGUCAUUAGACCUCAGAGAUACUAACGGCAAACUUAUCACGAAAGAGAAGCACAUUCCCCUUUCAUCAAAAUCUACAAAGUACUCACAUUCGAUCAAAGUCCUGAACCCACACAAAUGGACUGCAGAGACGCCUUAUCUCUACACCCUAGAGAUACGCCUUUCGUCCGCUAUGGGCGGUGCUAACCCCAUUCAUUCCAUCAACCACGCAGUGGGUUUUCGCUCCGUUGAGGUCAAAAAUGGCAACAUCCGCGUCAACGGGAAAGCCAUUCUAUUCCAGGGUUCCAACCGCCAUGACAACCAUCCGCACCUCGGCCGUGCAGUUUCAUCAGACUGGGUCCGUCGCGAUCUUCUUCUAAUGAAGAACCACAAUAUCAAUGCAGUGCGCUGUUCCCACUACCCUUCUCAUCCGAGUCUGCCUGGGCUCUGCGACGAGCUCGGUUUGUGGGUCAUCGAUGAAGCAGAUCUCGAAUGCCACGGCUUCGCAACUGCGGCGGCUUCAGGGCUCAACCUCGAAGGUCUAAACUACGAGGAAAAGGUGCAGCGUACAUCGAAGGACGCCGCAGAUUACACUUCGGACAACGUUGAGUGGGAGUCUGCGUAUCUCGACCGUAUGUAUCAAUUGGUCGAACGUGACAAGAACCAUCCAAGCGUUAUCAUCUGGUCGCUGGGAAAUGAAGCAUUCUAUGGCCGGAAUCAUGCUGCUAUGUCCAAGUGGGCGAAGAAACGCGAUCCCGGCCGCCUGAUACACUACGAGCCAGACUGGCAAGCCAGAACGACCGACAUGAUUUCACACAUGUACACGUCUCCUGCUGACUUGCAGAGAGAAGCAGAGUCCGAGGGUGAUGAUUUCGAAAAGCCCAUCAUACUAUGCGAAUAUGCUCAUGCAAUGGGCAAUGGUCCCGGGCUUUUGGACACCUACCGGUCCCUUUUCCGUUCACAGAGACGGCUUCAAGGAGGGUUCAUCUGA
Messenger RNA from Fonsecaea monophora, 1731 nucleotides. RefSeq lists its product as hypothetical. Gene Ontology annotation, biological process: lactose catabolic process. The record is from RefSeq and is a predicted model, not a curated record. Lineage: Eukaryota; Fungi; Ascomycota; Eurotiomycetes; Chaetothyriales; Herpotrichiellaceae. The transcript has a single exon. Bases 1 to 1731 code for a protein of 576 amino acids. Gene Ontology annotation, molecular function: beta-galactosidase activity. Gene Ontology annotation, cellular component: beta-galactosidase complex.